AUACCACCUUCUUUUCUUUUUGUUUUUCCAAAGCUACAAGGCAAAUUAGCCCUUCCUCCUCGUCCGAUGAUGCCAUGACAGAAAGUGUGGAAGAAGUAGUAGUAGUCACCAGAAACGUAGGAAAUUGUUCGCUGGACUAUAAAACCUCAAACGUCCGCUCACAGUACACCCGACUCACUGGGACCUUCAUAGGUUUACAUGUUGUUGCUUGACGAUCCAAACCCGUGAGUGCUGUGGUUGGCUAUAGUCCAGAGCAGCCGAGAAGGUUCAGAGCCCCACUUUAAAAAAAAAAAAAACCUAAACACCAGCUACACCAACGAAUAGGUCCAACAGAGUAGAGCAAACUCAUAUUAAAUUUACAUCUCAAGCCGUUUGGAUGAGAGGCAGAACGUCUUCCAGAAACAAGAGUCCAGCUGCCUCCUACUUAAGCACCUAAAAAGUAUUACAGCAAUGGCUGAGUGUAUUCAAGAAUGAACAUGAAACGAUUCGGGAUGAUUGGAAGAAAGAAACUUCAACCCACAGCAGCAGAUGACGGUCGGGUCACGUGACCACCGCGGAAGGCAGUUGAAGUUGAGAUGCGGAAGAGAGACAAAACUUUGGAAUAUUUAAGGGUUCAACUGGUUCCAAUAUAACCCUUAUGUAGCCGGACACAAGACAAGAACACAGUCAAGUUUUGAUAUUUUUUAAAUCAUUGCAGGCGGAGAGGUUUGAGAGACAGGAGGAGGUAAUGGCCGGCGUCAAUGUACAGAAAGCUAUAGAUCUGGCCAGCAAAGCAGCAGAGGAGGACAAAGCCAAAAACUAUGAGGAGGCUCUCAAAUGUUAUCAGCAUGCUAUACAGUACUUCCUACAUGCUGUCAAAUAUGAGGUGCAGGGUGAUCGAGCAAAGCAGAGCAUCAGGGCCAAGUGUGCCGACUACCUGGACCGAGCCGAGCAGCUGAAGGUCUAUCUGAAGAACAAGGAGAAGAGUCCUCCGGCUAAACCUGUCAAGGAGUCUGGGGAUAAAGGGAAAGAAAAUGAUGAAGGGGAAGAUGGGGAGAAGAAGAAAUUCCAAAAUCAGCUCUCAGGUGCCAUUGUAAUGGAAAAGCCAAAUGUUAAGUGGAACGAUGUUGCAGGACUGGAAGGAGCCAAAGAAGCGUUAAAAGAAGCUGUUAUCCUACCAAUCAAAUUCCCUCAUUUGUUCACAGGCAAGCGGACUCCAUGGCGGGGGAUCCUUCUGUUCGGUCCUCCAGGAACAGGGAAGUCCUACCUGGCCAAGGCGGUAGCUACAGAAGCAAACAACUCCACCUUCUUCUCCGUCUCCUCCUCUGACCUGGUGUCCAAAUGGCUUGGGGAAAGUGAAAAACUGGUGAAGAACCUGUUUGCUUUAGCUCGAGAAAAAAGGCCGUCGAUUAUUUUCAUCGACGAGAUCGACUCCCUCUGUGGCUCGAGGAACGAAAACGAGAGUGAGGCCGCUCGCAGAAUCAAGACGGAGUUCCUCGUUCAGAUGCAAGGUGUUGGAAAUAAUAACGAGGGGAUCCUGGUCCUGGGAGCCACAAAUAUCCCAUGGACACUGGACUCGGCCAUCAGAAGAAGGUUUGAAAAGCGGAUCUACAUCCCUCUGCCAGAGGAUCAUGCUCGCUCCUUCAUGUUCAAGCUGCACCUGGGCUCCACCCCCAGCGAGCUAGUAGAAGAGGACUUUGUGAUUCUGGGCAAGAAGACACAAGGCUACUCUGGAGCAGACAUCAGUAUCAUCGUCAGGGACGCCCUCAUGCAGCCUGUCAGGAGGGUUCAGUCAGCAACCCACUUCAAAAAGGUUCAAGGAUCCACAUUUCACAAUCCCGGCGUUGUGGUCAACGACCUGCUGAUGCCGUGCUCACCCGGAGAUCCCAACGCCACACAGAUGACAUGGAUGGAUGUUCCCGGGGAUAAGCUUUUAGAGCCAGUGGUGUCCAUGGCGGACAUGCUCAGGUCACUGAGUAACACCAAGCCCACUGUCAAUGAGCAGGAUUUGGACAAGCUGAAGAAGUUUACAAAAGAUUUUGGUCAAGAAGGUUAAUCUACUGAAGAUGGGACUUCGGUUAUUUUUUUUAGCAAUCAGUCAUACUUAAUGUGCCAUUCUUUCGUUCAGUGAAAUCUAAAUGGAUGGUCCUGUUGUUCCACCGAGGCUUGUUUACGAAUCCAACUCCACAUCUUUUCAGCACUACAAACAUCACCACAUAAAUGUGGAUUAUUUUGCACCUAAGAAACGUUGCUCUAUCUUUUACUUUAUGAAUGGGAGAUUGUUGAAAUUUACAGAUGUUGCCUCCUUAAUGAACACAAACGCACUCGUUUUAUUUCAUCAGAUUCGUUUCACCCUUUUGGUGUUUUGGGUUUUGUCGUUUCUGAAAUGAAUUAGUCUGUUUAAUGAAGCUUUUAGAGCGAUCUCUGAAUUAUGCAUUUUAUUACUGUUAUUGUAGAUAUUGCAGUUGGUCAUGUUUUGAUCAAUGUGUUGACAUGGUGACUUUGGGGUCAAAAUGUUUUAAGAACUUCUUUCUUUUUUGUAGACAUAUUGUUUAAAUCUGAGGUCAUUUCUUGCAUCGUCUCAUGUUCUGUGAACAACACUCAGGGUUCAAUAAACAAUGCAAAAAAAGAAAAGGC
Girardinichthys multiradiatus is the source of this 2616-nucleotide messenger RNA. Its product is annotated as vacuolar protein sorting-associated protein 4B-like. The record is from RefSeq and is a predicted model, not a curated record. Bases 728 to 2035 code for a protein of 435 amino acids. Lineage: Eukaryota; Metazoa; Chordata; Actinopteri; Cyprinodontiformes; Goodeidae. Gene Ontology annotation, biological process: vacuole organization; endosomal transport. The transcript is spliced from 12 exons. Gene Ontology annotation, molecular function: ATP binding; ATP hydrolysis activity.